CAGUGUUCUUUAAAAGGAAUUUGAUUUUCUUCACUAUGUCCAGUUUUCACUGGACUUGGGUCUUUUGGUUUCUUCCAAUUUUCCUUUUUGAGGGAUACCAUGAUGGGGUGGAGGAAGUGUUGGUUUCUCUAUGUUUACUGUUACUCUCGUGGAACUUAAGAAUUGUUUUUGUUUUACAGGUUCAGUGGAGUUAGCUUCAGCGGGUGUCUCCAUAUCAGUUUUUAACAUCAUUUCAAAGCUAUUUAAUGUUCCUCUACUUAGUGUUGCUACAUCUUUUGUGGCUGAAGACAUUGCCAAGAAUGCGACCAAAGUUUACAUGUCAGAGGAGGCAGAAGGCACCAAUGGUAGACUUCCCAUAGGGGUAGCAGAAAGGCAUCAGUUUUCUUCUGUGUCUACAGCAUUAUUUUUAGCAGUUGGCAUUGGCAUCAUUGAAGCUUUGGCUUUGGCUUUGGGAUCUGAACUACUUCUUGGUUUGAUGGGCAUAUCAUCUACUUCACCUAUGAGAGCUCCAGCAAAAAGAUUCCUUUCUCUGCGUGCUCUUGGUGCUCCUGCAUUUGUAGUUUCCUUGGCCCUUCAAGGCAUAUUCCGUGGAUUUAAGGAUACAAAGACUCCAGUCUUCUGUUUAGGCAUUGGAAACUUUAUAGCUAUAUUUUUGUUUCCCUUACUUAUGUAUCAUUUCGGCUUGGGUGUAUCCGGAGCUGCCAUAUCCACUGUCAUUUCACAAUACCUGGUGGCCUUUUCUAUGAUCUGGUAUUUAAAUCAGAGAGUGAUAUUAUUACCGCCACGAUUUGGGGAGCUGCAAUUUGGUGGCUAUUUAAAAUCUGGUGGUUUCCUCAUUGGAAGAACACUUUCUGUCCUUUUCACAAUGACACUUGCUACAUCAAUGGCUGCCCGUCAAGGUGCUGUAGCGAUGGCUGCUCAUCAAAUAUGCUUACAAGUUUGGUUAGCUGUCUCCCUCCUCACAGAUGCACUGGCUGCAUCUGCACAGGCAUUGAUUGCUAGUUAUUUAUCAAAAGGCGAUUACGUGGUAGUAACCGAAAUUACACACUAUGUGCUAAAGAUAGGGCUACUUGCUGGUGUGUUUUUGGCAGCUGCAUUAGGUGUUUCUUUUGGCUCUUUAUCUACUUUAUUUACCAAGGAUGCUGAAGUGUUAGCUGUGGUUAGUACAGGUGUAUUGUUUGUCAGUGCCAGUCAACCAAUAAAUGCUCUUGCCUUUAUCUUUGAUGGCCUCCAUUAUGGUGUUUCAGACUUCCCUUAUGCAGCUCGCUCCAUGAUGCUGGUGGGGGCAAUAUCAUCGGGAUUUCUGCUUUUUGCUCCUAGACAUCUUGGUCUUCCUGGUGUUUGGUUGGGCUUGACCCUGUUCAUGGGAUUACGCAUGAUGGCUGGGAUUAUCAGGUUACUGUCAAAGAAAAGUCCUUGGUGGUUUCUGCAUUGUGACAUUAAUGAAGCCAAGGUAAUUAGUUGAGUGGAUUCGAUUUUCAGGCCUUCUUUGAAACUUAUAUAAACCUCCUUUUCAUAUGCUUGAUCAACUAUCGUUGUUGGAUGAGCCUUUUCCUCUAAAAAUAGGAUUACUGAGCCUCUUUCCUUCAGGGAUACUUGCUCACAUAGUUAUUGCUCUUUUUCUUUUGCUUCCACUAUCUUUUUUUGUGGCUCCUAUCUUUAGAUAGGUUUAUACAACUACGGAACAAGUGUACAUUGAAUUAUUUACACUACUUCCCUAUGUAAAUAUGUUGGGCAAUAUGUUGGAUUCUAUAAUGUUGGGCAUCUUGGUUUAAGGAGGCAGCUUGCUGGAACGGAAAGGAAUGAAAAAGUUAAUUAGCAUAUCUUGAAUUUACUCUCUAGAGUCAUUCCUUUAGUUUCUUGAGGUCAAUCAAUCCCUUUAAGGUCUUGCAAACUUUGUAGCGGAAUUAUCUUUUCUACAACUUUUUAUUAGCAA
Nicotiana tabacum (common tobacco) is the source of this 1936-nucleotide messenger RNA. The record is from RefSeq and is a predicted model, not a curated record. Lineage: Eukaryota; Viridiplantae; Streptophyta; Magnoliopsida; Solanales; Solanaceae.